AUGCCUAAAUUCUCGGGCAAACAUACCGAUUGGCCGAGUUUCAAUGAUUCAUUUACUCGUUUAGUGCAUCAAAACCUCGCAUUGGAUACAAUUCAGAAAUUAAAUUAUUUAAAACAAGCAUUGCCACCGAAUCACGAUAGAGACAUUCAUGAGAUGCCGUUAACCGAAGCUUCCAAUCGCGCCGCAUGGGAUUUGCUCGUUAAACGGUACAACAGUCCACGAAUUCUGUACAUGCACCAUUUGAACACACUCUACGCGUUGCCGGUGCUACAAAAGGAACGUGCAGUCGAUAUCAAGUCGGUGUUGAACGCAGCAAAUGUGUGCAUAACGGCAUUUCGACGUCUGAAUAUUCCAAUCGAUGACUGUGACCAUUGGAUUGCCCAUUUGAUCGCGACCAAAUUGCCGACUGAAACUCAUCACGAUUGGGAGCAUCAUUGGGGCAGCCACAGUGAAAUUCCAACAUUUUCUGACCUUGAAAAAUUUCUAAAUGACCGUUUAUUCACUUUAGAUGUGAUUGAGAGCCGAGGUACCGUACACUCGGUGUCGAUGAUGAAACCCGUGCAUGACUCACACAAAGUCUCGAAUACACAUGCGAAUGACUCGAAACAAGUGAAACGAAACAAGAAUUUUGAACGGAAAUCGUUUCACACAACCACGGCUCGAAACUCAAACACCAAUGGAAACAGUAAUCCGACGGAAAAUUGUCCAGUGUGUAACGGCACUCACGUUGUUCGCCGUUGUCCAACAUUCAUCGCAAAGGAUUGCUUCGAAAGAAAGGCACUCGCUGAUCGUCUAAAGCUUUGCCUUAAUUGUUUGAGUCGCCAACACCUAAUUGCACAAUGCGGUAGCGCCAAGAACUGUCUUCAAUGCGGCCUACGGCAUCACACAAUGCUGCAUUUUCCCGUUACUUCAUCGAAUAGCGCUGCGAGUUCAACGAAUAACGCCGCGAGUUUCACAAAUACCGCCGUUCCAGGGAGACCAGCACCAAAUCAGGCGAGUAACUCAUUUUCAAAUCCUGAAAUGCGAACACUCGCAACAAAUGUUUUUUCGACCAUUCAUGCUCCAAAAUCUGUCUUGCUCGCGACAGCUCUCAUCCCAGUGGAAAACGUGAAAACCGGUAAAGUCACCGUUUUACGUGCACUCAUCGACGACUGUUCAGAAGGCACGAUUAUAUCCGAGCAUGCCGCCAACGUUUUGGGUCUUCGACGAACAUCUGCCAUCACCGAAGUCAACGGCGUCAGCCAAAACCAUGCUGGAACUAGCAACGAAAUAGUUCAGUUUGCAUUGCGAUCCAAUGUACAUCGAGAUUAUCGAGUUUUUGUCGACUUAGCCAUCGUAAUGAAAGUCGUCACAUCUGAUUUGCCAAGCCGACGGGUUACGCCCCAAGAUUGGCCACACAUUCAUGGAUUAGUGUUAGCUGAUCCAACUUACUUCGAACCAGGGAAGAUUGAUCUGCUCAUCGGCUCAGAAUGGUCUGCAUCGAUCAUGUUACCAGACACACGCAUCGGUCAACCAAAUCACCCAAUCGCUCGAAAUACAUACUUUGGGUGGAUUUUGCAUGGCCAGACAGCAUCAAUUUCCAAACCAAAUUCAGCUAACAAUCAAAAGGUCACCAUACGGACUCAUCACACGUCCAUAGAUCUCAGCGCAUUAUUUCACGACUUCAUCGAAGCUGAAAAAAUAUCGCAAGAGAAAUCGCAUACCGAAGAGGAAAAAUGGUUUAUGGAUUUCUUCAAACAAACGCAUCAUCGUCAACCCAAUGGAAAAUACAUG
This is a messenger RNA of Sitodiplosis mosellana (orange wheat blossom midge), 1773 nucleotides long. RefSeq lists its product as uncharacterized. The transcript has a single exon. The record is from RefSeq and is a predicted model, not a curated record. Lineage: Eukaryota; Metazoa; Arthropoda; Insecta; Diptera; Cecidomyiidae. The annotation marks the transcript as partial.